AUGGUCGAUAAAAACAAGUCAUCCGGUCUUGUCUUUAGAAUGGGUGAUGGUCAAAUUAUUAGAGGAUUAGAGCUGGGAAUAGAAGGAAUGCGCGUUGGAGGCAAAAGAACAAUUACAGUUCCUCCCCGCCUAGGAUAUGGAUCUACAAGAGUGGGUGCGAUUCCUCCAAAUUCACUGCUUGUUUUCCAAGUUGAGCUGUGCAGCAUUCUAAAAUAA
This is a messenger RNA of Nematocida parisii ERTm1, 216 nucleotides long. RefSeq lists its product as uncharacterized. NCBI's taxonomy places the organism in Eukaryota, Fungi, Microsporidia. The coding region runs from base 1 to 216 and encodes 71 amino acids. The transcript has a single exon. The record is from RefSeq and is a predicted model, not a curated record. Gene Ontology annotation, molecular function: peptidyl-prolyl cis-trans isomerase activity.